AUGACGCCCAACGUCGUCUCUGCCACGCCCGUAGCGGCUGUGGUCGACACAGAGAAGGCGGGAGCUGUCGACGGAAGCUUGAACAUGGACUCUAUCACACGAGAGGCUGCUGCGGCCACGGACGCCGAGCACCAGCUGGGCCUUUGGAAGUCUCUGAAGACCUACCCUAAUGCGAUCCUCUGGUCCAUCGGGCUGUCAACAUGCCUCAUCAUGGAAGGCUUCGACAUGGCGCUGUUAAAUCAGCUCUACGCCUUCCCACCUUUCGUGAAGCGCUUUGGCGAGCCGCUGCCGAACGGAAGCUACGAACUCACUGCUUCCUGGCAGGCCGGCCUGUCCAAUGCAAUUUACGUGGGAGAGAUCGCUGGCCUGUUCGUCAGCGGUAUUAUCUCUGAGAAGUAUGGAUAUCGAAAGACGCUCAUGGGUGCCAUGACUCUUGUGGCUGCAUUCAUCUUUAUCAUCUUCUUCUCGGAAUCUCUUGUCCAGCUCCUCAUCGGCGAGUUCCUGAUCGGUAUCCCUUGGGGAGUCUUCCAGACUCUUACAACGACCUACGCGGCUGACGUCUGCCCUCUCCACCUCCGAGCUUACCUUACAACUUACAACAAUCUGUGCUGGGUGAUUGGUCAACUCAUAGCGGCCGGUGUUAUGGUGGGCAUGCUUGAGCACAUGGAAAAGCUUGGGAUAUGGUCAUACAAGAUCCCAUUUGCAUUGCAGUGGAUGUGGCCACUCCCACUCAUCCUCCUCAUCUUCCUCGCCCCCGAGUCUCCCUACUGGCUGGUACGCAAGGGCAGAUAUGACCAAGCAAGACGCUCUCUCCUCCGCCUUACAUCUCGAAACACGACGGACACGAAGUUCAACAUCGAUAACAAUAUCUCCAUGAUGAUUCAUACCAAUGAGAUGGAAAAGUCUGUAACAGAAGGAACUUCAUACAAGGAUCUUUUCAGAGGUCCAGUCAACCGACGCCGCACUGAGAUCGUCUGUAUGACCUGGGCUAUCCAGACCCUUUGUGGGUCUACUUUUAUCGGCUUCUCGACCUACUUCUACAAGAACGCCGGGAUUCCCGAAAGCCAGGCUUUUAAUAUGACUCUGGCAGGUUAUGGUAUUGGCGCGUUCGGAACCAUCAGCUCCUGGUUCCUGAUGCGCUGGUUCGGACGACGCACAAUGUAUUUCUACGGCCAAGCCAGCAUGUCUCUCUUCCUCCUUGGUAUUGGUCUGGCUGGUAUCAUGGGAACUGGAAACGCCGGUGCAAGCUCGGCCAUCGUUGCGCUGCUGCUUCUCUAUACCCUGACCUACAACGUCACUGUCGGGCCUGUCUGCUACUCGCUCGUCUCCGAAUUGAGCUCCACGCGCUUGCGAAACAAGACAGUGGUCCUUGCCAGAAAUCUGUACAACAUCAUGGGCAUCAUCACGAAUGUAUUGUCCCCCCAGAUGAUGAACCCCACGGCCUGGGGCUGGGGAGCCAAGACUGGUUUCUUCUGGGCUGGCACUUGUGCCCUUUGUGCAGUGUGGACCUUCUUCCGCCUGCCAGAGCCGAAGGACAGGACAUAUGGAGAGUUGGAGGUCUUGUUUGAGCAACGCGUCUCCGCAAGGAAAUUCCAUAAGACCGUGGUAGAUCGCUUUGCAGCACCCAAGGAUGACUCGGUGCUGGGGGACGAGAAGAAAGAAGGCGAGGUCGAAAUCGUUGAGACGGUCUCGCGUCAGUCCUCAUGA
Diaporthe citri is the source of this 1707-nucleotide messenger RNA. RefSeq lists its product as uncharacterized. The transcript has a single exon. The record is from RefSeq and is a predicted model, not a curated record. The coding region runs from base 1 to 1707 and encodes 568 amino acids. Lineage: Eukaryota; Fungi; Ascomycota; Sordariomycetes; Diaporthales; Diaporthaceae. Gene Ontology annotation, biological process: transmembrane transport; carbohydrate transport. Gene Ontology annotation, cellular component: membrane. Gene Ontology annotation, molecular function: carbohydrate:proton symporter activity.